This is a messenger RNA of Durio zibethinus, 2272 nucleotides long. NCBI's taxonomy places the organism in Eukaryota, Viridiplantae, Streptophyta, Magnoliopsida, Malvales, Malvaceae. The record is from RefSeq and is a predicted model, not a curated record.
UUACAUGUUUCAAAGUUCUGUUCUUUUUUAUAUUUUGUCUGCUUCAAGCAAGCAAAUAGAUAAAUGAAAUGAAUAAACCAAUAUGUUGUUGCUUGGCAGUUUCACUUGUAAUUCUUAUUCUAUAUUCUACAUUUAAAAAUCCUUUCUUCUUAAUGGUGUAUAGGAGCUUGCUGAUGACCUGUUUGAUGUUUUGCACAGAGAGAGAGAGAGAGAAAGGCCUUGAACAACUAAUAUGAUGGCUUCCACACUGUUUAGAACUAUUCAAAUCCACCCGUUUUUGCUCUACCCAACUACAUUAUUUAGGAGAAGGAAUGGUGCUCUUUACUGCACAAUGAAAAGUACUCAAACUCAAACAGCAACACAAGAAAAGCAGCAGCCCUCAAAAGUCAAAGUUUCACAACAUACUCAGAGCAAAACACUUGAUAAGAUCAAAAGAGACUACGAGGCAGUCAUUGGAAUAGAGACACAUGUCCAGCUUUCAACCCUCACGAAGGCUUUUUGUAGCUGUCCUUACAAUUAUGGAUCCCAACCAAAUACCAGUAUCUGCCCUAUUUGCAUGGGAUUGCCUGGUGCCUUACCAGUUUUAAACUCAAAAGUGAUUGAAUUUGCGGUGAAAUUGGGUCUUGCACUUAAUUGCAAGCUAUCCCUAAACUCAAAGUUUGAUAGAAAGCAGUACUUCUAUCCAGACCUUCCAAAGGGUUACCAAAUAUCUCAGUUUGAUAUCCCUAUUGCAACUGGUGGUUACAUUGAUUUGGAUCUUCCUCUUGAGUUUGGUGGUGGUCAUAGGAAGUUUGGUAUUACCAGGGUUCACAUGGAGGAGGAUGCAGGGAAGCUGCUUCAUUCUGGAAAUGAGGAUUAUUCACAGGUUGAUCUAAAUAGAGCAGGAGUGCCUUUGCUUGAGAUUGUUUCUGAACCUGAUAUGCGAACUGGGAUUGAAGCUGCUGAAUAUGCAGCAGAGUUACAGAGGGUGGUUCGAUACUUGGGAAUUAGUAAUGGAAAUAUGCAAGAAGGUUCACUUCGCUGUGAUGUAAAUGUAUCAAUUCGACCAGUUGGGCAAUUAGAGUUUGGAACAAAGGUUGAAAUAAAAAACUUGAACUCAUUUUCAUCAAUUAACAGGGCCAUUGAUUUUGAGAUAUCAAGGCAGGUGCUUUUCCAUAGUCAAGGACAAAGUGAUCAAAUUGUACAGGAAACACGUCUAUGGGAAGAAGGUGCUCAGAAAACAGUUACGAUGAGGAAAAAGGAAGGACUUUCUGAUUAUCGAUAUUUCCCUGAACCAGACCUCCCUGAAGUUAUUCUCUCUCAGGUAUUUGUUGAUAGCAUUCACAAUUCUUUGCCAGAACUUCCAGAAAUGAAGCGUCGUAGGUAUGAGAAGAUGGGCCUGAGUAUGCAAGAUGUUCUUUUUCUGGCAAAUGACAUGAAUGUUGCAGAAUAUUUUGAUGCAACUAUUUCAAGCGGUGCUGACAUAAAGCUGGCUGCCAAUUGGAUCAUGGGUGAUAUUGCUGCCUAUAUGAAAAAUGAAAAGCUGUCCAUUAAUGAGAUCAAACUAACACCACAAGAGCUAGUAGAGCUGAUAGCUUCCAUUAAAGGUGGGACUAUCAGUGGAAAGAUUGGGAAAGAGAUACUUUUUGAGCUGCUGGCCAAAGGUGGAACUGUCAAGGGACUCAUAGAAGAGAAGGAUCUUGUUCAGAUAGCAGAUCCUAUUGAGAUUGGGAAAAUGGUAGAUAAAGUGCUUUCAGAGAAUCCAAAGCAGCUAGGACAAUAUCGUGGUGGGAAAACUAAGCUACAAGGCUUUUUUGCUGGCCAGGUAAUGAAACUAUCAAAGGGCAAAGCAAACCCUGGCCUAUUGAACAAAAUCCUUUUGGAGAAAUUAAAUGCUGAAAGCUGAAUGUUUUGUAGCCAAAUAGCUACUGCUUGUGAAUACAGCAAACUGCAAUGUGGAGGAGGAUUGAAGUCUUGAGUCAUUUGCCGGGUUUUCAAUUCUGUGCUCAUGAUAAUUGGCACCAUUUUGUAUGUUAAAUGAAAUUACCUUUUAUCUUUUUAUAAUCUUUUUUUUUUUUGGUGUUUAAGGAUUAUAUGUAUCAAUUCAAAGGAAAAAAUAGUAUACCGAGGCUGAUAGGUGCCCUUUUGUAUUUUAUUUUUUACUGAUUUAUCUUAGCAUAUUUUCUCGAGUUUUUUUUAUCAAACCAUACUAACAUAAAUACUUGUUUCUCAAAGUAAUGCCAUCUCUUGUGAGUAAUUACAUAAAUUAAUUAAGCUUCGGUUCUUCAUCUUC